Nothobranchius furzeri (turquoise killifish) is the source of this 1382-nucleotide messenger RNA. It is a transcript of the gene ccl44, whose product is annotated as chemokine (C-C motif) ligand 44. Lineage: Eukaryota; Metazoa; Chordata; Actinopteri; Cyprinodontiformes; Nothobranchiidae. The record is from RefSeq and is a predicted model, not a curated record. Gene Ontology annotation, biological process: immune response. Gene Ontology annotation, cellular component: extracellular region. Gene Ontology annotation, molecular function: chemokine activity.
AGAUGGAUAAACAGAGGGUGGGAGGGAAGGACGGUAAGACAGAAAAACGGAGAGGUGGUGAAAGUGAGUGAGUGAGAGAUGGGCAGGGGUGUAUAAAGAGACGGAGGGAGUGAUCUAGGAGAGGCAGCCAUAUAGAGGGAGAGGUGACAGAGUGGAUCAUCCUCUAUUCCUUGCCAGCCUCAUCAUGUUCAUCCUGCAGAUGUUGACUGUUCUCUGUCUCACUGCUGUCUUCCUGACAUCUGUGGAAGCUAAAGGUGUGCAGAUGCAGAGGGAUGUCCAGUGUUGCAUGUUGUACUCCCAGGGCAAGGUGCGGACCAAAGAUGUGCUGCGAUUUGAGGUGCAGACCGAGGGGCCUGACUGCAGUAUACAAGCCAUCAUUCUUUACACCAAGAAGGCAGUGAAAUGUGCCGACCCCAGAGAUCGGAAGGUGAAGAGGUUGUUGAGGAAGCUUCUGCUGAGACAGAAACUCAAGUCCCAGAGAACCAUGUGGCUCCUUCCUCGAGACAACCUGCCCGUCAUGUCGGAGGACAAAAAAAGACAACUGGGCGGUUCUCAGUGAGCAGUGAAGGAGUCCACCACAACUGGAGAAAAUCUCGUAGUCUAACGCCAAGUAAGAUCCCAGCAGCUUGUUGAGUUCCCUCGACGACGCUUGCUGAUGAUCCAGUCAUCUCGUGUCUCUCUGUCCGUCUCCUCGGGACCAGAUCUGGGCAGCAAUACAUAUUUAAACAACUUUAGACAAUUAAACACGAACUGUGGGUGGAAGCGUCAGAGGAAUAAUAUUUGUAAGAUAAGCUGGAGUGAUUGUUUUUCCUUAAUGGCUUAUACUGUUAUUUGCCAGAGUCUGCCUGAAAGUCACCGCCUUCUAAAACAUCGUAAACAUGUUUGGCUGAUGUAAAAUCAGUGAAACAGUUGUACUAAAAUCAGCAUCAAUAUUCAUAUAUUAUAUCAACAAGGUAUUCUGUGCAUCUUUGUGACUUGUAGACCUUGAACAUGUAAUACAUCAGUAACGUAGAUGGGUUUUGUCACAUUUAACCCAACUUGCAGAAUAUUGAGUAAAAUGAUUUCAGUAUUAAUGUGCAUUUUGUUUUUUAUCUUUAAGCAUUUCUAUUAAGGGUUGAAGCGAUUUUUAACAGCAUCACACCAGAAUCCAGAUUCUCCUGAUAUUUUCUGUGUGCUCUUUUAAAACGAGGCUCUAUUUCUGCUUUACAUUUGUCUUUUUCACCAACAUUUAACUAUGCCAAAGUUUUCAUGAGCCGACCCAUCACACAGCCAGGCUGUUAAACCGUCGAGGGCUCACUUGUGUGUGAGGUACACAAGAAUUGGAUUGUAGAAGAAUGAACUGUGUCUUUAGUGAAAUAUUUUAUAAAAUAAUCUGAAAAAUU